Messenger RNA from Salvia miltiorrhiza (redroot sage), 2652 nucleotides. Its product is annotated as protein FAR1-RELATED SEQUENCE 5-like. Gene Ontology annotation, molecular function: transposase activity; zinc ion binding; DNA binding. The record is from RefSeq and is a predicted model, not a curated record. Lineage: Eukaryota; Viridiplantae; Streptophyta; Magnoliopsida; Lamiales; Lamiaceae. The transcript is spliced from 3 exons. Bases 439 to 2652 code for a protein of 737 amino acids. Gene Ontology annotation, biological process: DNA transposition; regulation of DNA-templated transcription.
UAUAUAUAUAGGAAAGGGAUCAAAAAAGAAAGCUAAAUGUAGGGAGAAUAAGGAAUCAAAUCCAGCCCUUCAUAAAUUUUAAUCAUACGGCUGAUUUUAAUUCCUACGGCUGAUUAUAUAUUCAAGCUAUAAAUCACUAAAAGGUUAGUUUUGUCAUUAUCUAAUUAACCCUACCGUAAAUAUCUAGCAAUAAUAUGGCAAAUCGUUUCUUUCCUUAAACUUAUCAAAACCUAAUACUUUCUGGUAUAGCUGUAGCAUUUUUUGUUGCAGAAAGAUGUCUAUCAUCGUCGCCUCCAUCAUCUGAAGUCUCCAUCAUUCCGGCGAACUAUAAAAGGGGUGUUUGGGUUGUGUAGUUUCCAUCAUUCCGGCGAACUUAGCAAAACCUAAUACUGUCCGCCUCCAUCAUCCAUCUGAAGUCUUCAUCCGACGUACCUGCGAAUGGAGUUUGGGUCGUGUAGUACAGGUGAAUCAACGACAAUUGAUGUAGAAGGUUGUGCCGAUCUUUUCAUCCCUGACUGUGAUGCUACGGAAAAACCAUUUGAGGGGCAGGUGUUCUGUAAUCUUCAACAAGCUGAGAAGUUCUAUGAGGAUUACGCAAAAGUUUGUGGUUUUAUUUCCCGUAAAGCAACCAUUAACAGAGAUGACGAUGGCUCCAUAAGUACUCGAUUUAUGCUUUGUAACAGAGAAGGUGUUCCCAACAAUGCAAAUUCGUUAAUUUUUGUCGAGGGUAACAGAGAUGAUAGGAAACGUAAGAGAACAUCAUUCAAGGUUGGUUGCAAGGCUCGUAUCAUAUUUAAGGCCAUGUCUUAUGGUCGUUUUAGGGUUGGAACCUUUAGUGAAGGUCAUAACCAUAAGAUGGUUUCUGAAACCAGUCGUCAUUUUAUGUCGAGCAAUAGGCAAGUUGAUGAAGUGCACCAGUUUCUUAUUCAAGCGGGUAUUAGAGCCAACAUUGGACCAACUAAAACAUUUCGCAUUUUUAAAGAGAUUGUUGGUGGUUAUGACAAGGUUGGUUGUACUAGUAUUGAUUUCAAGAACUAUGGUCGAGACUUGAAGGUCUAUGUCGCUGGUUCGGAUGCCCAUAUGUUGCUUGAAACAUUUAAGGAUAGGAAGGAGCUUUGUGAUGGUUUUCAAUAUUUUUACGACAUUGACGAGGAAAAUCAGCUGCGCCGCCUUAUCUGGACAGAUAAACAAGCUGUGAUUAACUUUAAAAAUUUUGGACAGGCUGUGUCUUUUGAUGCAACAUACAACACCAACAGGUACAAAAUGAUUUUUACUCCAUUUACUGGUAGGGACAACCACGGCAAAUGUGUGUCGUUUGGUGCAGCAAUCAUAUCACAUGAAGACAUGGAUUCAUAUGCGUGGGUUUUGAGCAAGUUUACUGAGUGUGUUGGGAAUGCUCCUCGUGUGUUUAUGACUGAUCAAGAUCUUGGAUUGAAGAAGGCCGUUGCUCUUGUCUGGCCCGAAACACAUCAUAGGUUUUGCAUGUGGCACAUCACUAUGAAGGUCGUAGAGAAAUUGCCCUUUAAUUUGAGGGAUGAUUCUGAUUUCAAGUCGAAGUUGAAUAAGAUAAUAUGGUCGGAUACGAUUGACACUCAUGAGUUUGAGGAAGAAUGGAAUAAUUUGAUAGCUGAAUAUGAGUUGGGUGAUAACAGGUGGUUCUCCUCAAUGUAUGAGGAUCGUGCUUUAUGGAUUCCUGCAUAUUUUCGUGACAUCACUAUGAGCGGGCUGUUUCGCACCACUUCCUUAUCUGAGAGUGAGAAUAGUUAUUUCAAACGCUUCCUUAGUAAGUUUUCUGAUCUUGUUGUGAUGUUUAUGAAUUAUAACAGCGCCUUAGAUUCCCAACGAGAUACAUGUCAGAGGCUAAAUUAUAAGGAUGAGACUGGUGUUCUCCCCAUGCUUACAACGAUGCCAAUUGAGAAACAUGCCUCUAGAUUAUAUACCAUCUCAAUUUUCAAGGAGGUACAGGAGGAGAUUGUAUCUGCGUUUUCAGCAUGCAUGAUGGCAAAGAUGGAGGGUAACACAUUCGUAGUCGAUGACAAUGUUGAUGGCGAAUUCACAGUUGUGCAUGAUACAAUUACCGAUUCUUUGACCUGCAAGUGCAACUUGUUCACCAGGAAGGGACUUUUAUGCAGACACAUGUACUAUGUGUUGCGGUGGUUGAAAGUUGACAAUAUUCCGGACAGAUACAUUUCUAAUCGGUGGUGUAAAGCUUUUAUGUUAUCCACACCGCAAGUGAUGAAUUGUACGCCAAAUUCUUCUUCAACCAAAGUAAUUGGCAAGCAUGAUCUAUUCCAUGUUUUUAGCAGAUAUAUUGGUCAUGUUUCGGGGGAUCAAGAUUUGAUGAAGCAGUUGCUAGGUACAUUAAGUGAAGUUGAUAACAAGUUUGCUAAGCUUCGUAACGAAAAUGCAGAGCGAAAUUCCAAGGAUGCUACAUUUCAAGAGUUUUAUGGGUCUGUACGACCUGAGGUUCCUACAGUGCUUUCUCCUGCUGUUGCUAAAACCAAAGGCAGUGGAGCUGGUGGCCGCAGGAAAUCCGGCAAGGAGAAGGCAAUGAUUUUAGCUCAGAAGCCUCUGCGUAACUGCAAAAGAUGCAAUACCAUGGGACACCAUGACUCUCGAAAUUGUCCUACCAAGGCAGUUGUUAAGCCAUGA